Molecule: messenger RNA, 1410 nt
Organism: Ochlerotatus camptorhynchus
Lineage: Eukaryota; Metazoa; Arthropoda; Insecta; Diptera; Culicidae
Gene: Prps
Product: phosphoribosyl pyrophosphate synthetase
Exons: 7
Coding region: 25-1149 (374 amino acids)
Biological process (GO): ribonucleoside monophosphate biosynthetic process; 5-phosphoribose 1-diphosphate biosynthetic process; purine nucleotide biosynthetic process
Cellular component (GO): ribose phosphate diphosphokinase complex; cytoplasm
Molecular function (GO): ribose phosphate diphosphokinase activity; ATP binding; magnesium ion binding
Source: RefSeq, a predicted model, not a curated record
ACGGAAUUCGAAAAAGAUUGUGUGAUGCCAGUCAGAUCACCAAACUCUAUUCGCGCCAGAAGUCUCAUCCGGAACAACUUGGAGAAGUCAAGCAAUAACACUCAGCAGCAGCAGCAACAGCAGCACCUGCAGUCCAGAAUGCCCAACAUCAAGGUCUUCUCCGGUUCAUCCCAUCCGGAUCUGGCGUCGCGCAUCGUGGAUCGCCUCGGAAUCGAUCUCGGGAAGGUGGUCACGAAAAAGUUUAGCAAUCUGGAAACAUGCGUCGAAAUCGGCGAAUCAGUACGUGGCGAAGAUGUGUACAUCGUACAGUCCGGAUCCGGGGAGAUCAACGAUAACCUGAUGGAGCUGUUAAUUAUGAUCAAUGCGUGCAAGAUCGCUUCCGCUUCCCGUGUGACCGCUGUGAUACCCUGUUUCCCUUAUGCUCGCCAGGAUAAGAAGGACAAGGCAGGCGAUGAUAAGCUGGCCAUGUUGAUGAAAACCCAUGAGUGGAAGUUUCGGAGCCGUGCACCGAUCUCGGCAAAGUUGGUAGCUAAUAUGUUAUCAGUGGCUGGUGCCGAUCAUAUCAUCACGAUGGAUCUACAUGCUUCACAGAUUCAGGGUUUCUUUGAUAUCCCAGUGGAUAAUUUAUAUGCCGAACCGGCAGUGCUCAAGUGGAUCCGGGAGAAUAUCGUAGAGUGGCGAAAUUCCAUCAUUGUGUCGCCGGAUGCCGGCGGUGCUAAGCGUGUGACUUCGAUUGCUGAUCGAUUAAACGUUGAAUUUGCUCUGAUUCACAAAGAGCGAAAGAAGGCAAACGAAGUUGCUUCAAUGGUGCUGGUUGGUGACGUGACAGAUCGGGUAGCUAUCCUAGUGGAUGAUAUGGCCGAUACGUGCGGCACUAUUUGCCAUGCGGCAGAUAAACUAAUGGAAGCCGGUGCCACCAAGGUGUAUGCCAUUCUUACACAUGGAAUAUUUAGCGGGCCAGCUGUUUCGCGGAUAAAUAACGCUUGCUUUGAGGCCGUAGUUGUUACGAAUACUAUCCCUCAGGGUGGACAUAUGAAGGAUUGUCCUAAGAUUCAGUGUAUCGACGUGUCCAUGAUGUUUGCUGAGGCUGUCCGCCGAACUCACAACGGCGAAAGUGUUUCCUAUCUGUUUUCGAACGUUCCCUAUUAAAUAGAACACGUUCGUACCUGGACAACGCUAGGAGGGCAAAAGGGAAUGGAUUUAAGCCACGACUCCUCGUAGACGCCAUUUUUCUAACAUUUAUUUUAUCAUCGUUUAUAUUUUGAGGAAGUACACAUUUAUAUACAACAAAAUAUUAACAUUUCUGGCUAUGAAAGACUCGCAAACUUGAAAAACAAUCGAAAGUGAUUGGAUUUAUGCUUUUAAUAGGGGGACCAUUUCUUUUGAAAAGGUCCCCCUAUUAAAAGAAAA